AUGGACAACCUACCAGUGGAGCUAGUGCUCGAGAUCGUGGAGUCCUGCCCACGAAACGACCUCCCCAGUCUUUGCCUUACCGCGAGAUUCUUGUACGCCAUCGGCAACCCGAUCCUUUACAAGCACGUCGAUCUCAGCAUCCACAACCGCGGCCAGGUCAUGAUCCGGCCAACGGACGGCUUUUCUCAGUCUUCCGACAGCUACUGGUGUACACAGGUACCAGCAGGGUCGCUCUUAAGGCAGGAGAGUUUUAUUGCAGCAGUCUUGGGGAAUCCGGGGCUGGCUACGCUGGUGAAAUCCUUCACUUGGACUCUGCUGCGACCACACACCAAAGAGCUCAUUCGAAAUCCUCUGUUGGGAAUUACUCCACCUGGAGCCAUUUCAAGACGUGCCAUCUUGCGUAUCUGGGAUGCCUUUCACCGUCUGACAGGUGUCGAAACUUUAGACCUUGCAUGGUUGUCCAGAGAUCAUGGCGAUCCGCUUGCCGAUGGCUACUCCAACGGACUAUUUCCUGCGGCCAUCUCCAUUCGGCUCUCGGGUGUCAUGCACUACUCCUUCGCAGCCUCGAUCCUCUACAACAAUCCUGCGAAGCUCGAACACCUUGAGCUUGACAAUCUACAACAGGUGGGAAAAGGUUGCGAUCAUUUCCUUUACCGCCGAACCAAUCACCGACAAGACUAUCAGCAAAGACCUUCCGUUUGGAACAGCGAAAUCCGUCGGUACGGAAGCCUCCUCCCUUUCGGUUCUGCCGGUCCAAUGCAGAAUCUCCUGGGACCUCUCAUCGGCCGCUGCCCAAAUUUGAGAGCGUUGACAUUGCGUAAAGUCGGGCAGAGGUACCACACAGAAUUCCCCAUAGAAUCCCAAGCCAAGGACGAAGACUUAUACCACGAGUUUGCCCUCUUCAUCAAUUCGGUGAAGCAUACACUCCGGCAUGUCGUCUUUGAGCAAGGUGAACGAACGGGUCGACCUCCCCCUCCGGCUGCAGGCGAUUUAUGA
Messenger RNA from Letharia lupina, 996 nucleotides. RefSeq lists its product as uncharacterized. Bases 1 to 996 code for a protein of 331 amino acids. The transcript is spliced from 4 exons. The record is from RefSeq and is a predicted model, not a curated record. Lineage: Eukaryota; Fungi; Ascomycota; Lecanoromycetes; Lecanorales; Parmeliaceae.